CCCUCUCCAGCAAAUUAUAGACAAAUAUAUAUAUAUAUAUAUAUAUGCAUACAUAUAUCUGAUACUAUAUAUACAGACCAUCGUAUAAAUUCACAAACCCUCAAGCCUCCCUCGUCCACAUCUUCUUGGUUUUUUCCUCUCUGGGUUCUUGUGUCCCUUUCAAAAUACUGGUUUCGUCGCUCUCUCAGUAAAGAAUCGAUCCCGAGUUUUUCAAAACAUGGUCUGUUUGGUGUCUCGCUCAGGAAGGGAGUUGCAGAGAUAUAAUAAUAUGGGAUUCCGGCAAGUUGUGGGGUGCAUACCUUACAGGUACAAAGAAGACGUGGACGGCAAUAUAAGCAAUGAACUGGAAGUGCUCGUCGUUAGUUCACAGAAGUGUCAGAAGUUCAUGUUCCCAAAGGGAGGCUGGGAACUCGAUGAAUCUGUUGAAGAGGCAGCUUGCAGGGAAUCCCUUGAAGAAGCUGGAGUAAUCGGAAUCGUUGAGGCUCAGUUGGGUCAAUGGAGCUUCAUUAGCAAGAGAUACGGCACGCACUAUGAAGGACACAUGUUCCCAUUGUUUGUCAAGGAGCAACUUGAUCUGUGGCCAGAGAAACAUGUACGAAGAAGAUUAUGGAUGAGUGUUGCUGAAGCCAGAGAAGCUUGUCAGCAUUGGUGGAUGAAAGAAGCCUUAGAUAUAUUGGUUGAGAGGCUGAUCAUUACCUCACAGCAACAAAUUGAGGAUAUAACUUUGGCUGAUUCUAAAUGAAGAACAAGUUGGCCACUUCAUGCAAAUAUAGAAAAUGUUCUGAACACACACACGCGUUCCUUUUUAGAGAAUAGAAAUGUUCAACGUAUUAUUUUCAAACUGUUUAUAUGUGUGAGCGGAAGAUUAGAGGGUAUUGGUUAGGCAGAGUCGACAGAGAAUUGUAGAGAGAGAGAACAAAUUGUAAUUUCUAUUGAUUCUUUCAUUACGUUUUCCCAUGAGAAUAUCCGUUACAUGGUUAGAAUAGAUAUAUUAAUUAAGGUUUUACACCA
This is a messenger RNA of Prosopis cineraria, 1011 nucleotides long. RefSeq names its product nudix hydrolase 17, mitochondrial-like. The record is from RefSeq and is a predicted model, not a curated record. Gene Ontology annotation, molecular function: pyrophosphatase activity. Gene Ontology annotation, cellular component: nucleus; cytoplasm. Bases 218 to 742 code for a protein of 174 amino acids. Lineage: Eukaryota; Viridiplantae; Streptophyta; Magnoliopsida; Fabales; Fabaceae. The transcript has 5 exons.